Molecule: messenger RNA, 3080 nt
Organism: Pelodiscus sinensis (Chinese soft-shelled turtle)
Lineage: Eukaryota; Metazoa; Chordata; Testudines; Trionychidae
Gene: ESPNL
Product: espin like
Biological process (GO): actin filament bundle assembly
Cellular component (GO): cytoplasm
Molecular function (GO): actin filament binding
Source: RefSeq, a predicted model, not a curated record
CUGUGACUCCUAUCACUGUUCAGGGUGAGAAAACUGCACCAGCAAAUCUUGUGCAGAGCAGCUGCAUCUCCACAACACUAGAUGUGCCAAACUCGUCAGACCUCGAUGCCUGUGUGCCCACUCAUGACGAAAAAGGCCACUUGAUUCCUGAGUGGAAGCGGCAAGUGAUGGUGAGGAAGCUGCAGGCUCGACUGGAAGGAGAAGAAAGCAUGGGUAGGAAGGGCAGUGGAGGCAGUUCAGUGGAGGUGGGGGACUGGAGGUACUCCCAGACCCACAAUGGCAUCCUGGGCCCCUUCGGGGAGCUGCUGGCUGAGGAUGACAUACUUUACUUGGAGAAGCAGAUUGAGAAUCUACAACUGAGAAAAAGGUGUCAGGAGUGCGAGAGCGAGCUGGGGCGUCUGGCGGAGGAGCUGCAGACUGUCCUUCCUGCCCCCAUUGUCAACAUCACCAUCAACAGCCAGUUCCUGCACCAGGAUGGCGAGGCGCUCCCAGACUGGUGCAGCCGCAUCUCUGGAGUGGUGAAAAGCAUGUCUGUACUGCUCUCUAAUGCAAACAGCCUGAGAAAGGAGGAGAUGCCAAGCCCUCAAGUACCAUCAGAGCCUGCUGAGGGGAAGCACCCUGCCAGUGGCAGCGCAGAGAGGGAGAUCCUGGAGUGUGGCGUCUCUGUCAGGAAGCUGAGGGGUAACUUUGAGAAACAAGUUCUCCCAGGCCGAAGAAUGGCCUCAGAGCUCCGAGGGGCAGAGGCCAUGCCUUGGGAACACUCAGGAGCCUGCUGGCCAGGUGAGGAUGUCAGUCCUCAGACACAGUGGAGCACCAGUGAGAACCAGAGAAAACCACUCUGUGAAGAUUAUGCGUUUCAAGAUGCGGAGAAUGCCAGUGACUCUGGGGUCUCCUGCAAAGAGGCUUUUUCUGACACGAGCAGGUUUCUUGUCCCAGUGGCAGAGUCCAUUAGCCUCAGGAAAGAACGAAUAGUGAUGCUAUUUCUGAACCACUGGAAGAAAUCUGCUUAUACACCUUCCUUAAAAACCAUGGCCAGGAAAACACUGGAGUCCCAAAGGGACAGGAAAAUGGGAGAGGUGGAAGGCGCUGCAGUGGUCAGAAAGGAACGGAUUCCUAAAGAGAAGCUGGUGGAGGAAUUGGGCAAACUGGGCUGUUUAAUUCAGCAAAGGAACACCAUCAAGAAUCUGAUAAGCAACUGGAAAGACAUCAUCUCUCAGGUGCCCUCCCCGCAGAUCCGGCCCCUCAACCGCCACCAGGCUGUCUAUUCCCCAGAGCAGUUCCUUCCCUGCAUCAGAGGGGUGGCCACUGAUUACAACAGCCUAACCCUUGACCUCUUUAUGCUCGGCUACUUCCACAUCCUGGAGCUGGACCUUCCUCAGGAGGAACGCAAGAUGAGGCACCUGCUGUGCUUUGAGGUGUUUGACCACUUGGGUCGACAUCGCUGGGAGACUGUGCGAGCCUUCCACAAGGCCGUGACUGAUGAAAUCAGUGCUGGCAAGCGAGGCUGGAAAGACAGCUUUGAGGACAUUAAGAUCAGGUUUUUUGGUAAUGCCAAGGACCCUGCCAGGGAGCUCAAACCAAGAAGAGAGUCAGCGGAAUGCGCUCUAAAGCCAGUGUCCAGAGUUGGGCUCCAGAGCACUUCUCUCAAGCAGCGAGGACAUGAUCCAGGAAACUCUUCUGAGCUUGGCAGCUUCAGCAGCAAUGAGAUCUGCAGGUACAUUGACCGCAGUUUUGCCUUCUGGAAGGAGAAAGAAGCCGAGAUCUUUGACUUUGAGGAAUUGCACACGUUAGAACUGCCUUCCCAGGCUUUGAGUGAAUGAGAGCUUGUGGGGCUGGAUUGCUCCCAGAACAUCUAGCUUCUCCUCCUCCCCAUCUCUCAAACACUGCAAUGAAUAAGCUUUGAGGGGCUCAGAAACUCCACAUGCAGCAGACUGCCUGGGCUGAGGGAGAGAUUUCAAAACUAGCAGGAUGAUUUUCAAAAGCACAGAUAUUAAUUAGGUACCCAGCUCCUAUUGUACUUCUGACAAUCUCCUCCAAGGCUCUUGGCCUAUUCAGGUAUUAAGGUGGAAUGCCUCUUCUUUUCCAAUCAGCUGCCAUCUCUUAAAUAAGACAGUUCUCCACCUAUCCCCUACACCCCAGGCCACCCUCCUCUGCUGUGUGAGCAGGCCAGGAUUAGCUGUUACAUCUCUCGCUGGAGACUCUCCCACGAUUGUUCAUCUGCACAGUAUGACCUUAAACCUUGUGGAAGCAGAACCUGCCAAAGGGCUGCCCUCUGCACAAACACUCACAGACUCUGGUACUGUGGGAUACCUUGACAAGUACAGGGAGCAUCAAAGGACAAAGUCAAGGGCAAUUAGCAAUGCCAGCCAAGGAAAUGAUUGGCAGCAGGACAGACUGCACUGCCAUAGGAAGGCCAGCAGAGAUUGAUGGCUCUGCAUACGUCUUCCUUGCUGUCUCCGGGUCUGCGCAGAGACUGACAUGGCCUGCACAGGCAGGCACAUGUGGAGCACCUGGGGCAAUGGAAAGUGCUGUGAUGAGCUCAGGAGAGGAGCUGUGGGUCAUUAAAGCCGAGCAAUGCUCUGGCCUGGGGAGGAUCUGUAAUAGGCAGCAGGCAGGAGCGGGGAGUUCCAGGGAAGCAGGGGAGGGAGCGGCUCAGGUAAUCUCUAGCUUGUGCUUCAAGCAUCAUUCUUGACUCAAGCAGGAGGUGCCCCUCUUUUUUGUGAGUGGGGGGUGCAUCAUCUCACCAAGGGCCUCAAAGGGAGGACAUAAAUGGCAGGUGAGCCACAAGUCAGGCACCAGAAAUGGGCAAAGUUUACAACUAAGGGACUGUGGAUGCUUGUGAACCAGUGCUGGGACUGGGUCCAGUUGUCUUCUCAUUUACACAUGUAAGCAGGGUCCGAAUGCUCUCCCGUGGCAGCUCUCCUGUGGCAAGGGAGAGACUUCAGGAGCAAACCUUCAUGACCACACCUAGCGAUCCAACAGACAGAGCUGUGUGGCUCAAAGUGAUCAACUCUGGCUGGUGUUGGGUUACAGAUCGCGUAAUAUUGACUACAGGGCAGUGAAAUGCUGUUAUCAGUGUU